This is a messenger RNA of Strongyloides ratti, 966 nucleotides long. RefSeq lists its product as hypothetical. Lineage: Eukaryota; Metazoa; Nematoda; Chromadorea; Rhabditida; Strongyloididae. The record is from RefSeq and is a predicted model, not a curated record. The transcript is spliced from 2 exons. The coding region runs from base 1 to 966 and encodes 321 amino acids.
AUGGUUUCUUCUAAUAUUAAAACUUUUACUCUUCUUGCAACUUUUGGAUUGAUUCUUGCUAUUUCUGCACAUCCAUUUCCAAAAGAAAAUGGUGGAAGAUUUCCAUGGAGAGGACCAAGGGGACCAUAUCCAAAAGACUUUGAAGAUAUAUUACCAGAAGCUGUUAAAGAACAACUCAAGACUAUCUAUGAAGAUAAAAGUUUGAGAUGGAGAGAAAGAAAAGAUAAGAUUGAUGAAGUUAUGAGUAAUCUUCCACAAGAAAUUAAAGAAAAGCUUCCUGUUCCACCAGAGUAUCGUGAUCUUCCAAAAGAAAUUCAAGACCAACUUAAAGCCAUCAAACUUGCACCAAAAUUGACAAGAGAAGAAAAAAGAAAUAAAGUUAAAAGUUUAAUUGAUUCUCUUCCAGAAGAAACCAAAAAACUUAUUAAACCAAGACCAUUCCCAUUCCCACCAAUGGGACCACCAAAAGAAUUUGAGGAAGUUCUUGGAACUCAAGUAUUUAACAAACUUAAAAAUAUUCAUGAAAAUAAAGAACUUUCACCAUCAGAAAAAUGGGCAAAUGUUGAAGAAAUCAUGAAAAGUCUUCCAACAGAAGUAUUAGAAAAACUUCCACUUCCUCCACAUCUCAGAAAUUUACCAGAAGACAUUCAAGAAAAACUUAAAAAAAUCUUUGUUGACAAAACACUUUCAUUCCAAGAGAAAAGACAAAAAUCAAGAGAAUUAAUUAAAACUUUACCUGAAGAAAUCAGAAAAUCAAUUAGACCACCAAUGCCAUCAUUUAUUGAAAAAUUACCAGAAAGUAUUAAAAGUCAAAUUGAAAAAAUUUUCAAAGAUGAGACUAUUGGAAGAAGAGAAAAAUUUGAAAAAGUCCGUGACAUAAUAGAUGAUUUACCAAAAGAAGAGAGAGAAAAACUUUUUCCAGAACAUAAUACUGCUCCACAACCUGCUGAAGAAAUAUUUGUUUAA